This is a messenger RNA of Poecilia reticulata (guppy), 1955 nucleotides long. Its product is annotated as retinol dehydrogenase 8-like. Gene Ontology annotation, molecular function: estradiol 17-beta-dehydrogenase [NAD(P)+] activity; all-trans-retinol dehydrogenase (NAD+) activity. Gene Ontology annotation, cellular component: cytoplasm; cytosol. The record is from RefSeq and is a predicted model, not a curated record. Gene Ontology annotation, biological process: estrogen biosynthetic process; retinol metabolic process. NCBI's taxonomy places the organism in Eukaryota, Metazoa, Chordata, Actinopteri, Cyprinodontiformes, Poeciliidae.
AUUAGCAUUGACUCUGCACUGGUGUCUGUCUUCUGGUCUACAAAAAGAGCAGGACCUUGCAGCUGAAUUAUGGCGAGUCCUGAACAGAAAGUGGUCCUGAUCACUGGUUGCUCCUCUGGGAUUGGCCUUAGGAUGGCUGUGAUGCUGGCCAAGGAUGAGAAAAAACGUUAUCACGUAAUAGCCACAAUGCGUGACCUGAAACGAAAGGAUAAGCUGGUAGAGGCUGCUGGAGAUGCAUAUGGAAAAACUCUUUCUCUUGCUGUGCUGGAUGUCUGCAGUGAUGAAUCUGUCAAACAAUGCAUAAACGGCAUCAAAGAUCGACAUGUAGACGUCCUUAUCAACAAUGCAGGUAUUGGCCUGGUGGGUCCAGUAGAAAGCAUUCCUAUUGAAGAGAUGAAGAAAGUAUUUGAGACUAAUUUCUUUGGAGUCAUCAGGAUGAUCAAGGAAGUGAUGCCGGACAUGAAGCAGAGAAGAGGAGGACACAUCAUUGUAGUUAGCAGUGUGAUGGGACUACAAGGUAUUGUGUUUAAUGACGUCUACGCUGCUUCUAAGUUUGCCAUGGAGGGCUUUUGUGAGAGUUUGGCUGUGCAGCUUUUGAAGUUUAACGUCAUCCUGUCGCUGAUUGAGCCAGGACCGGUGCACACAGAAUUUGAAGCAAAGAUGAUUCAGGAUGUGAAACAGAAGGAGUAUCCUGGAGCCGAUCCCGAAACUGUGCAUUACUUCAAGAACAUCUAUCUUCCUUCUUCUGUGGACAUUUUUGAGACAUUUGGACAAACACCUGAUGACAUUGCUAAAUGCACCAAGAAAGUGAUCGAAGCAAGUCGACCCCGUUUCCGUAAUCUGACCAACCCGCUGUACACGCCGAUAGUAGCACUGAAGUACGCCGAUGAAACUGGAGGGCUGUCUGUUCAUGCUUUCUACCACAUGCUCUUUAACAUGGGGCCUCUGAUGCAUGUCAGUCUGACUGCCAUGAAGUAUCUAACCUGUGGAUGUCUGAGGAGAAGGACAAUUUCACCAAACUAAAAACCAAUGUGAUUUGCUAAGUACUUUCUCAUGAAUACAACCAAUUUUAACCACUUCACAGACCAAGAUCAUGCUUACUGUAGCAGAUGGUUUCACAAUAUUAACCUGUGUAUAAUAUUUUAUGUGUGCUUAGAGACAGGAUUGGGGCUAAGUCCGACAAAAUUAGUCAUUAUCUUGAGUGCCAAAUUAAUACGGCUUGGUAAAAUGUCUUUAAAAAACAAACAAACCCCCACAAAGAAACAGAAUAAAUGAAGCAACCAGAAAAAUGUGACUAAUGAAGACAUUUGAAAUAUAUGUGGCAAAUGCUGCAACAUUCACAAAAGACAUUUAUAAACACUAUAGCAUUAUAGAUUUCAAGAAAGAAGUUAAUUAUGACAAGUUUUAUGAAAUGAAAAACAGAUAUCAGCAGGGAUUAUGAACAAAAAGGGAAACAAACCGCUGCAGCUGUUUACUAUCUGAGAUGGUAAACAAGAAAGAUUAAUAGUUCUGCAGGGUUAAACGAGGGAAUAUAUGGGAGUAUAGAAUAGGAAGUUUUUAAUCUGGGUUUUUUAAGUUUUUAAUCUGUUUUCUGCAAAAAGUUUUGCAAACAUUUAGAUUCUGACCAGGAUUGUUGUUAUGUUGGUAUUUAAUGGCUCCAAUACUUUCCGUACCCACUGUAGGCAGCCCAGCCUUAGUCAUCAUGACUGUAGCAGUUUAUAUUUGCUGAAACAAUAUACAAUGUAAAACAAGACAACAAUUGACAUUUUAACAAGAUAGUUAAAAUUAAAUAUCUUUUAGAUAGCUAUAUCAGUAGCUAUUAUUACUAAAGGUGUUUCAAACUUUGUGUAUUUUUGUUUUUCACAUUUUUACACAUAAAUGUGAAUAUGUAUAUAUAAUUUUGACCCUGUGUGAUACAAAGAAUACUCCUAAUAAACUGAAACUUGUGCACCUGA